Pan troglodytes (chimpanzee) is the source of this 457-nucleotide messenger RNA. RefSeq lists its product as uncharacterized. Lineage: Eukaryota; Metazoa; Chordata; Mammalia; Primates; Hominidae. The transcript is spliced from 2 exons. The annotation marks the transcript as partial. The record is from RefSeq and is a predicted model, not a curated record.
ACUGUCCAAUGGAUUUGGUCCCCUUCAACCAGCUGUAGCUGUGCAUUGAUGGCGCCGUGCGGCCCGGCCGCAGGUCCCGCAGCCGUGGAGAGGACCCAGCAGGCGGCGCGGGGAGAGCCCGGCUCGGCACGUGGUCAGCUCCAAGUCAGCCCUGAAAUGUCCAUUACUCACAAAGAGAAGGAAAAUGCUCAUUUGAAAGAAAUUCUUCUCUUUGUCAAUGCUGAGGCAUUCUCUCAGCCCCAGCCCCACAGUGCUCCAGUGUGUGAAGGGCAACAGCUGACGGGGAAGUUCAGCACAUCUGUGCUGACCAGGGCUGGAGGUGAUGCCAGUCUGUGCAGCUGGGAACGCCUCCUCUGCUAUGGCCGGAGCCACUGCUGAAGGGACUCCACCUGGCACCUGUGCCACCAAUGGCCCCUGAACGGGUAUCCAGGCCCACCCUUAAUAAAGAUGAGCUGCU